AUGACAAAACUUCUAUUUUAUUUUUUAGAAUGUCAUCAUUUUUCAAAUGCUGCUUCUGAUGAAAAAAUUACUGAAUUUCUAAUCGCAAAUGGUGCAUAUGUCAAAGCUCACUACUCAGAUGGGAAAACUCCUCUUCAUCUUGCAGCAAACAAAUCUGUAAUUAUAGCUGAAGUUCUUAUUUCACAUGGAGCUAAUAUAAAUGCAAAAGAUAUAUUCGGAUAUACACCUCUCCAUAUUGCUGUCCAAUCUAAAUAUUUUAGCUCUAUGGUAAAAUUUCUUACUGAGCAAGGAGCCGAUGUAAAUGCAAUAGAUAACGAUAUGAAAACACCGCUUCACUAUGUAGUAGAAGAAUACGAUCCGAGCAUAGAUUAUGUGAAAAUUCUUAUUUCCAGUGGUGCAAAUGUGAAUGCCAUGGAUAUAAAUGGAAAUACUCCCCUUCAAUAUGCAAUCAAAAAAAUCAUAAAGAAAUUGUAA
Trichomonas vaginalis G3 is the source of this 474-nucleotide messenger RNA. RefSeq names its product ankyrin repeat-containing protein DDB G0279043 family. The transcript has a single exon. Gene Ontology annotation, biological process: positive regulation of transcription by RNA polymerase II. Gene Ontology annotation, cellular component: nucleus. The record is from RefSeq and is a predicted model, not a curated record. The coding region runs from base 1 to 474 and encodes 157 amino acids. Gene Ontology annotation, molecular function: protein binding; transcription cis-regulatory region binding. Lineage: Eukaryota; Parabasalia; Trichomonadida; Trichomonadidae.